Messenger RNA from Bacidia gigantensis, 2319 nucleotides. RefSeq lists its product as uncharacterized. Lineage: Eukaryota; Fungi; Ascomycota; Lecanoromycetes; Lecanorales; Ramalinaceae. The transcript has 4 exons. The record is from RefSeq and is a predicted model, not a curated record. Gene Ontology annotation, molecular function: protein binding. The coding region runs from base 1 to 2319 and encodes 772 amino acids.
AUGGAUAUCAGCGGAUUAGUCGUUACAAGUGUUGCUAUUUGUUUUGAAAUCACGUCAACUUUGUACAAGUACGGAAAGGAAGUCAAAGGAGCAAGGCGAGAUAUCCAAAAUCUAAGCAAUGAGCUUUUUGCCCUCGUCGGCGCUCUAGAGCACUACAAAUCACGACUAGAGCGUCAAGCUACAGAUGCAGCAGAGCGCUCUGCGCCUCCUGCAUACUCCGCGACCCAGUCCACUGAUCGGAACUCGGAAGAUGUUGCUGCAAUUAAAGACUCGAGCUCAGGGAGUGUCGCCUCGGUACUGGAACAGACAAUUGACUUCCUGCGUGAACUGCAGCGGAGCCUAGCUGUGCCAACUACCCGCUUCAAAAGAGUGACACAAGUCAUGGCUUGGCCAUUAAAGGAAGGUCAGGUUCAGACGCAUUUGAAUCGUUUAGAACGGGUGAAAACGUUCUUCAUCUUGUCUUUGGUUACAGAUGAGGUUGAUCAAUCAAGGGAGAUGGCUAAUGAAAUUAUGUCUUUGCGCACCAUGCUGCACGAUGUGACUCUCAAACAACAGGCGCGGGAAGCGUCCAAGGAGUACCAAGCAAUGGUCAAGUGGCUUUGUCCCGUCGAUCCCCGUGUGACUCGAAGAGCGGUUGAGAAACAGCGAAUGGCUGGCACGGGCACAUGGUUCACGAAAAGUGAACCAUUUCAAAGUCAGACAGCCCUCAACGAGAGCUCUUGCUUCUGGCUGAAUGGCAUAACGAUCGGCGAAAUAGAAAACCGAAUUCAGAUGCACCAGCAACUUGCAUACUUCUACUGCUCUUUCAGCAAUGACGAAUCUCUCCAUACAGAGCAUAUACUAGGUUCAAUCUUGGCGCAGUUGUGUGAUGAACACGACCAGGCUUACUAUGCAUUGAGGCAGAAAUUCGCAUCGUUGGCGAAGGAAGCUACGUCCAAAGCAAUACCAAAAUUAGAUAUCGAUACUUUAGUGACUUUACUCAUACAACAUGUUAAGAGUCGUGGACGUGUAUACCUCGUCAUAGACGGUAUCAAUGAAUGCAUUGAUCCACAUGAGGUCCUCUACUGCCUAGAGAAGAUCCUGACGGCAGGCGCUGUGGUACAGCUUGUGGUUUCGAGUAUCAAUGAAAGAAGUGUCGACAAGUGCAUUGAUCAAAUGCCAAGUUGCUUCAAUUACACCAUAUCGCCGAGCACUAUAAGCAACGAUGUCGAAUUGCUUGUCAAACAUGCAGUGGAAGCUAAUUCAAGAUUGAAGGAGCUGCCACAAAGCGUGAAAUUAGACGUAAUAAGUAAAUUGACAGAUGGAGCCAAGGGAAUGUUUCGCUGGGUGCAAUGUCAACUCGACAUACUGUCCAGACUUCGAACGCCCGGUGCUGUUCAGAAAGCAUUGGCAGCCCUCCCACCAACAUUGGACAAAACAUACGAGACACUGCUCGAGCGAGUUGAUGGCGAAGAAGACAAAGCCUUGACAAGACAGAUUCUGGAAGUGGUAGCGUUCAGCUUACGGCCUCUGAGAUUGAGAGAAGUUUGUAUGAUGCUUCAAAUCACUCCCGGCUUGACUAGAUUGGACGAAAGCAAGUGCUUAACUCACCCAAAAGACAUCUUGGAUAUUUGUGGCAGCUUAUUGAAAUAUAAUGAAAAAAAUGACGUGGUCUCACUAGCACACCACUCGGUGUACGUAUACCUGACGUCGAGUCCUCGGAACAACGCCUCAUUUUACAAGCUGAAUGAGCAAGAAGCGCAUCGUAAUCUCACCUUGAUUUGCGUAACUUACCUUUCAUUUGACGAAUUCGCUGGAGAGCGAGAGAAUAAAUCGGGCGACGACGAGGUCCUCUAUGAGAAAUACCCGCUUCUUAUGUAUGCCACAGACUACUGGGCACCACACAUGAAAAGAGUCCGAGAUACUCCGGAGCCAUUGUGGGGCACUCUUCGCCGCUUUCUUUUGAGUGGAGAAGACGGCCGGCAAAAUUUUGUCAACUGGGUACAAUUAUUGAUUCCAGAAUCCUCAAAUGCCAAGACUACGCCCCCACUGUACUAUGCUUCGUCAUAUGGCCUUACUGCCGUCGUGAAGUUUCUUCUAAAGCUCGGGGCGGAUACGGAAGUUCACGCAGGACGAGGAGGAGCGACUCCUAUCAACAUCGCGGCAUACCGUGGGCGGCUAGAUGUCGUAAAACUGCUUCUCGAGCAUAAUGCAGACCCACGCAAGAGAGACAAAUUGUGCGAUCUUGAUGCUGUCCAGUGGGCCAAUUAUCAAGGCUGUAGGGACGUGGCUGACUACUUUCGACAACAAGGGUACGGCUUUAAAGAGGUCAAGUAUUAG